Eupeodes corollae is the source of this 1359-nucleotide messenger RNA. RefSeq names its product cyclin-Q (gene koko). NCBI's taxonomy places the organism in Eukaryota, Metazoa, Arthropoda, Insecta, Diptera, Syrphidae. The coding region runs from base 338 to 1120 and encodes 260 amino acids. Gene Ontology annotation, cellular component: nucleus. Gene Ontology annotation, biological process: regulation of transcription by RNA polymerase II. The transcript has 8 exons. The record is from RefSeq and is a predicted model, not a curated record. Gene Ontology annotation, molecular function: cyclin-dependent protein serine/threonine kinase regulator activity.
UCAAUGUCAUUUUCUUUCAAUCACGUUCAAUCAUUCUCCUCCGUUUUCAUAGCAAAAAAGUAACAAAAUUGAAUGCAAAUGCUGAAGCAAAUGCAACCAACCGCAGAUGCACAUGUCUAAACUUAAUUAAUAUUUAUGUGAAUUUAGUCCAUUGUUCGCCCAAUACACUGCUGAAAAAAUUCCUCUCUGAUCCUAUUUUUUGAGGAAAUUGUUUGAACUGUUUUGCCUUUACUUGUUCGCAAGACUUAAUUGAGUUGAAUUUCAUUAAAAACUCAUCUUGCAAAAAUUUUUUGCGAUAAAGUUUGUUUAAUAAACAAAUUACAAAAAAAACAGAUAAAUGAUGAAGAAUAUUGUUGAUGUUAUGUCAAUUCAACAAAGGACUGAAAAUGUCUCAAAUGCACCUAAAGCUAUCCAAACUGACUACAGGAAAAAGGAUGGCCAAGGAGUAGUGCCACGUUUUCUUUUCGAAUGCUCCAUAAAACUUUCUAUGAAGCCAUUGACUUCUGCCACAGCCGCUAUAAUCUUUCAUCGAUUCUUUAAUGAAGUUCAAAAAAGUGACUACGAUCAAUAUUUGAUUGCAUCAAGUUGUUUAUAUUUAGCUGGAAAAAUCAAAGAUGAUCCUGUGAAAAUUCGUGAUGUCAUAAAUGUAUCAUACAGUACAUUAAACAGAGGCACCGCACCACUUGAUCUUGGUGAUGAAUAUUGGUCGAUGAGAGAUGCCAUUGUCCAAGCAGAGCUUCUCAUCGCGCGGACAUUGAAGUUCGAUCUGAACAUUGAACAUCCACACAAAUACCUUCUGUAUUUUAUGAAAUCCCUCAAAGACUGGUUGGGCCCCAACACUUGGAGUUCUCUUCCCAUAGCAAAGACUGCCGCAGCAUUUUUACAAGACUUUCACCAUAAUCCCAAGGUUCUUAAUCAUAAUCCAUCUCAUAUUGCCAUUUGUUGUCUUUCAUUGGCCCUACAAACUUACGGAGUACAAGUCCCACUUACUGGCGAGUCGGAUGAGAACACUGCUUGGUAUAAUGUAUUUGUGACUGGCCUAAGCAAGGAGAAGCAUUGGGAGAUUCUUGAGGAAAUUAUGGAAGUAUACAAUCAUGAUGCCGAGAUAGAUGCUAACUAAAGUGGACAUUAUUGAGAAAAGGAAAUAAUCCUUAGAAUUUGAAAUUUAUUUGAUUGAUGGAUUUGUGAUAGUUAUGCAAAGAGUUUGCAUUUUUAUGAUCAUUUGGUUUUAUUUACACUCCUACUUCCCCGUACAGCUUGUACUACUUUUUUAUACGUUUAAACAUGUUUUAUCAUUUAUCUGUAUUAAGAUAUCAUUAAAAUAUCGAUUGAUUAAUAAUAAAUCGAUUGCAUUCUAAA